CGCGGCGCUGCUGCCCAGUCGGCACCAGUUCCUGCAACUGUCUCCUCGUGGCGCGAGCCUGGAGCCUCGCUUUCUCCGGCAGCGAAGGCGGCAGCAGGAGGGAGCGGAGGCGAGCGUGCGGCGGGCUCGAUGGAGAGCGGCGGACGCCCGGGCAGAGGCGGCGCUUCCACCCCGGCACCCGGGCUCCAGUGACCGACGCUCGCGCUGUGCUCCGCGUCGGAGCGGUCGUCUGCUCCGGGACUGACCCGGCCUCGCUGCCUUUCCCCGCGCCGCCUCCUCGCUUCCCUGCGCCCCGACUCGCUCUCGACCCCACUGCCCGGCGGGGUGGCGGCGGCCGGGGCAGCAGCGGCAGCAAGAAUCCGCCUCUAUGAUGAAGUUCAAGCCCAACCAGACGCGGACCUAUGACCGCGAGGGCUUCAAGAAGCGGGCGGCGUGCCUCUGCUUCCGGAGCGAGCAGGAGGACGAGGUGCUGUUGGUGAGCAGCAGUCGGUACCCAGACCAGUGGAUUGUCCCAGGAGGAGGGAUGGAGCCUGAAGAAGAGCCUGACGGUGCUGCGGUGAGGGAGGUUUAUGAAGAGGCUGGAGUAAAAGGAAAAUUGGGCAGACUCCUGGGCAUAUUUGAGCAGAACCAAGACCGAAAGCACAGAACAUACGUUUAUGUUCUUACUGUCACUGAAAUAUUAGAAGACUGGGAAGAUUCUGUUAAUAUAGGAAGGAAGAGAGAGUGGUUCAAAGUAGAAGAUGCCAUCAAAGUUCUCCAGUGCCAUAAGCCUGUACAUGCAGAGUAUCUGGAAAAGCUAAAGCUGGGUUGUUCUCCCACCAAUGGAAAUUCUACAGUCCCUUCCCUUCCAGACAGUAACACCUUGUUUGUAACUGCCGCACAGACCUCUGGGCUGCCGUCUAGUGUAAGAUAGAGAGAAUUGGAAAGACCUCUUCCACCCUGUGCAGUCUUGUGGGCAGAGGCUUCUUUAUUAUCCUUGACAAACAUCUGAAUGACGCUUGCAAACUGUCUGAAUUUGCCAUGCAGGAUUUUCAAACAAUUUGCAUGUUUUUCAGAUGCUUUCAAAUCUUCUUAAAAAAAAAAAGAUAGUGUAAAAUAUUUUAAUAAGCCAAAGCCAUGUGGAAUUUUUUUUAGAUGCCUUAACUGUCCCCUCCCUACUCCAGCCCACCCACCCACCUUGUUAUUUUGGUUGGCAUUUUCACAGCGUUUUGUUUUUCAGUGUUUUGUCCAUUUGCUGUCAGUCUGUGGGUUUUGUCACAUCAACUUACUUGUGGGUAUAUUUUCCCCCCUCAAAUUGUUUUCUCAUUCACAAGGCACACACACACAAAAAUCAUUUUCACAUAUUCAACAAAUCCUUCUGUUGUGGGAAUUUAUGACAAUAAUUCUUGAUAUUAAAGCAGUCCAUCAACCCAAAAACCUGUUUCAUAGGAUCACAAUUUUAAUUCAUAGGUCCCAGAUUUGGACCGUUUCUUUCUAUAUGACCGUAUUUUCAGGAAUUUGUCAACUUGUCUCAAUUUUCACAAGUGGUAUUACAUCACUAGUUACCGGAUAUGGCCAAUUCCCGUAAAGGGACUCAACAGUCACUUUAAGACAAAGCUUCACUCUGUAGAGCUGGUGAUUGUUAGGCAGGUACUAUAUGCAAAUUGCAUGUAGUAGAUAACAUCUGGAAUUUGAGUUAACAUGCUCCAUGGCCAGUUCCCUUUAUCUAUAAUCUCUCUUCACACAGAAUACAUGAGAACUAUACAUCCCUCAGUGUGAGCUAAUUUUUCAAACAUUUUGUUUUCUAAUUUAGUGACAUCAGUUAAACUUGCUGGUAAAGGCCAGUCGGUGCUGACUGCAUCACAGUUGAGCGAAAUGGCCUUCUUGUUCAGCUGUCACAGACCUAGAUUGUUAAGGCACCUUAGAACAUCUCAUCUUUUAUAGCUGGUCAGUAGGUCUUAUAUAACUAAAUACUGGGCUCUGGAACAUACCGGGACUAAGAAUUUGUCUUGUCUUUAUAUUCACUUAAGUCCAAGAAUCCCAUCUAACAGAAACACAUGAAUACCUUGUCUGUACUUUGCUGACCAAGUGAGAAAUGAGGUGGGGCAAAGUGAAAGAUGAUUCCAUCUAUAGACAUUAGCUUUUUGUAAACAUCAUAACUGGUGACUAUAAAGUAGAAAGUAAGCAUAGUUCCACAUUUGUUCUCUAAAUUGUCAACCUUUAAAAACAUAAUUGCUGCUAAAAAUAGAAUGUUGUUACACUUAAGGAAAAUUGGUGCCACUGUUUUGAAAAUGAGAUCUUGUGCCAUAAAUGCAGCUGAACUAAAUAUAAAUAUUAGUUCACAAAUGAAUGCUGUCAAAGGAAUGAGUAAAGUAAAAAAAACCAAUGACAUUUCAUCCUAAAUUAUGUAAUGUGAUCAUACAUGAUCCAGAAUUUUUAUAUUUUUCUUUGUACAGAGGUUAUGUAUUCUGGGUGUUUUUUUUUUUUUUUUUAAGGAAACAUUUUAAAUCCCACAGAUUGACACUUUGUAGUUUUUUCUCAGUAAUCUCUGAAGUUUCUUUAAAUUAUAUACUUAACACAGCAGAGAGAACUGGAUUGUUUUUGUAUAUAAGACUUGUGUCCACCUGAAAUGUCAGAAGGAUUGGGGGCGGGGGGCUGGGUAUCUUGUAUAUGAUAUUAUUAGAAGUAAUAAUGCAUGAACUUAUUUUAUAAACUCUUGGACUAUGUAUUUGACAUGUAAAAUAUGUACAGUAUUAAUGUCAGCCAUUUCUUAAAAGUGAGCCUAUAAAUAUUGUUGUAUAAUUUUCUUUGGUCAGAAACAUUUGGACUAAGUAGUACCAUUGGGUCAGGAUUUUCUUCAGUGCUUUUUAGCAAACCACCUGUCUUUAGUCUGUGCAACUAGGGAAAAUUUGUAUAAUGCAUCGAAAUACUUCAGUUGUCAUACUUUAAAUUUCACACUUCACUAUUCUUUUGGAACCCAGCCUAGCAAAAUUUCCUAGAGGAAAGGCCCUAAGGAGAUUUAUAUCUGUUAAGAGAAAAAGCCGACUUCGGCAGACUCAAGAGCUGAACCUACUGUAGAUAACAAAUAGUGUCUACUAUCUCAACGCUCCGAAGUUUACAGUGUUGGGACUGUCACCUGUGCUUUCUGCGGGGCAGCAGGAUAAAUUUGGGCAGCUAAAAUGUUCAGUGUGCCUCCCAAUUUAAAAAGUUUAUAAAGUAACUUAUAGACACAAAGUAGCAACUGGCUUGCAUGUUUGUUGCUGGGUCGUUGGUGGGUUUUUUUUUUGGUAAACUGGUAAAAUUUUUCAACCAGGCAUAUGCCAUUCAAUUUUCUGUCAAUCACACAGAACUGAAGGGGAAAUGAUUGUUGUAUACACUUUGCUUUGCAUGGUCUCAUUUGAGAUAAUUGGUGUAAGAAUCUUGACUUUUUUUUAUAUUUGGAAACAUCAAAUAAAAAAUGGAAAAGAAUUUUUUUUAACACA
Cervus elaphus (red deer) is the source of this 3461-nucleotide messenger RNA. It is a transcript of the gene NUDT4, whose product is annotated as nudix hydrolase 4. NCBI's taxonomy places the organism in Eukaryota, Metazoa, Chordata, Mammalia, Artiodactyla, Cervidae. The transcript is spliced from 5 exons. Bases 368 to 913 code for a protein of 181 amino acids. Gene Ontology annotation, biological process: diadenosine pentaphosphate catabolic process; adenosine 5'-(hexahydrogen pentaphosphate) catabolic process; diadenosine hexaphosphate catabolic process. The record is from RefSeq and is a predicted model, not a curated record. Gene Ontology annotation, molecular function: bis(5'-adenosyl)-hexaphosphatase activity; diphosphoinositol-polyphosphate diphosphatase activity; bis(5'-adenosyl)-pentaphosphatase activity. Gene Ontology annotation, cellular component: nucleus; cytoplasm.